CAAUCCAAUCAACAACGAGACGGAGAUUCUCGAAAAACGUGCUAACAGUGAGGAACAACCUUCUGUUAAUUAACGCCGAGCUCGACCAAUCGUUUACGCUCCAGACGGAAUGGAAACCAGGUGCGACAGUCAGGCGUGGUCUUGAAGUCAGUUGCAGUAAACAGCGGGCAGGCUCUACACAAGAAUUGGGCCGACCGUUAGGAUGAGUGACAGAAUACCAUCAGCGACGAGGCAAGCGCACUUUAUCCAUCCCACAGCGGUCGCCGUCAAGAGCGCACCCGUCUCCCAAGUGCAGCUGCUCGAUGCAGCUGGACCGUCUCUCUAUACCUUCGAGUCUCCGGCUGUAAGGCCCGUACCAGUCGGUCACUAUCAGGAAAUGGCUUCGAAGGCAUCUGCUAUGACAUCUAAGAAUGGAAUCACAGCGUCGCUCAGUAAUACACCUCUGUGGCAGCAGUUUGACGCUCUCGGAACAGAAAUGGUCAUCACUAAAUCAGGAAGACGAAUCUUUCCCGGAUUCGAGGUUAGUGUGUCGGGCCUUGAUCCCGACGCGUUGUACGUAAUGGCCAUCAGAGUGCUACCAGUAGACAACUACCGUCACAAAUACAUCAGCAACCGGUGGGUUCCUGUAGGCAAAGCUGACAAGACGCAACCACCGAGUAGAGAACACGUUCAUCCGGAAUCGCCCAAGCCGGGAAACUUUUGGAUCAAACAGUCGGUCAACUUCAAAAAGCUCAAACUCACUAACAACAAGAAGGGCAACCCCGACCAUAUUGUGCUCGAUUCGCUGCACAAAUACAUACCCGAACUGCACGUAAUCAAGCUGAACGAAAACGGAGACCGAGAAGAAACGGACAGCUUUCAGUUUCCGGAGACGAAAUUUUACGCCGUCACCGCCUAUCAGAACGACCAGGUAACACAGUUGAAAAUCGACACGAAUCCGUUUGCAAAGGCGUUCCGAGAUAUGCCACAGACCGGUGAAGAUGGCGAGUACGAAAGUUGGCCACCAGAGAGCGACCAGAGAUGGACAACAAGUGACUACUACGCGAGUGCUGCUAAUUCACAGAGAAUGAGCUAUUCGUAUGACGAGUCGAGUCCUGAUCUUGACAUCGUGCAGCGCUGGGACCCUCAAGGAUCAAAACCAUUCUCACCCAUCAGUCCCUACACAUCCCAUUACAGAGCACCACAGCAGAGUCAUCAAGCAUGCUUCUUUGCAGGCUCAGAAUCAGAAGAGAAUUACCAAUGGGAGAGACCGGCACAUCAAGUGGUUUACAACGCACCGAACUAUGGUAGUUACCACAUGCACGAUGCUCACUACCCGACUCAGACCCAGAUGCAACAACAUCGGUACCACGUGUUGCACAGUACCGGGUCAUCGGGUUAUGCAUCCGAUGGAUUGAGUCCAUCGCCGAUGGCAACCGACUUUGCCGGAAUGCAACAACAACAACAACAACAACAACGAGUCGCAUUCGCACAGCAUAUGUCAAUCGGCACCGUAGACUACAACCAACAGUUACCGAGAAUCGAGACGUUCGCUCGAAGCGAAGUGACACAACAUGAUGGAUACUCCAUGAAACGAGAGAACACACUACAGACGCUGGCAUCGUGUCAAUACGCCACACUGCAGGCACCACUAGCCACCUCCACUGUCUACCACAGUAUGUCGACACCAUCGGUACCAGCCAGCCAACAGAUUCUAGGACGAGCCAAUCAACAGAUUGUGUCCCACCCGAUUAGCCAAACACACGAUCACAGCGACGACAACAAGGCUGACCUCACACACGCUCUGGCAGAGAUACCAGACAUAGACUCAGCGUCGGAUAUCUUAAACUGGGAUUUAGCUUAGUGACUUCUACCCACACCCACACGGUGUUAUAAACCAUACUCAUACUCGAAGUUCGAAAUACGAUUGAUGCAAUACAAAAGCUUACUUGACAACAUAGUGAAGUGAUAGUAACAUGUAAGCAU
Messenger RNA from Corticium candelabrum, 1965 nucleotides. RefSeq names its product T-box-containing protein TBX6L-like. The coding region runs from base 203 to 1843 and encodes 546 amino acids. Lineage: Eukaryota; Metazoa; Porifera; Homoscleromorpha; Homosclerophorida; Plakinidae. The record is from RefSeq and is a predicted model, not a curated record. Gene Ontology annotation, biological process: regulation of transcription by RNA polymerase II; positive regulation of DNA-templated transcription; cell fate specification. The transcript is spliced from 5 exons. Gene Ontology annotation, cellular component: nucleus. Gene Ontology annotation, molecular function: DNA-binding transcription factor activity, RNA polymerase II-specific; RNA polymerase II cis-regulatory region sequence-specific DNA binding.